Trichobilharzia regenti is the source of this 393-nucleotide messenger RNA. Lineage: Eukaryota; Metazoa; Platyhelminthes; Trematoda; Strigeidida; Schistosomatidae. The record is from the annotation of a GenBank genome assembly.
AUGCAGAACUUUUCACAUACAAUAUGGAUGGGUGAUUUAGAACCCUACAUGGAUGAAAUGUUUAUUAAAAGAGCUUUUGAAACAUCUGGUGAAAUUAUAGUCAGUGUAAAAGUUAUCAGAAAUAAAGCAACUGGUCAAACCCUUGGUUAUGGUUUCAUUGAGUUUCUUGAUUCUACAGCGGCAAGAGAUGCAAUGCUUAAAUUGAAUGGUAAACUUAUUCCUGGGGCACCGACGAAAAGAUUCAAGUUGAAUCAUGCAAGUUAUGGAAAAGACAGUACAGCUAGCAAUGAAUGCUCAUUAUUCGUUGGCGAGUUAACAGAAGAUGUCGAUGAUCUUGCUUUAUUCAAUGCUUUUAAAAAUAUCCUACUUGUCGAUCAGCUAAAGUUGUUAUGA